Messenger RNA from Triticum aestivum (bread wheat), 748 nucleotides. Its product is annotated as uclacyanin 1-like. NCBI's taxonomy places the organism in Eukaryota, Viridiplantae, Streptophyta, Magnoliopsida, Poales, Poaceae. The record is from RefSeq and is a predicted model, not a curated record. Bases 101 to 748 code for a protein of 215 amino acids. Gene Ontology annotation, molecular function: electron transfer activity. The transcript is spliced from 4 exons. Gene Ontology annotation, cellular component: plasma membrane.
UCUCUCUGCAACUUCCUUGGAUACUAUCAAAUUUCUCUCUAGUGCUAACUUCUAGCUCCGAUCUUUUCAGUUAGCUAGCUAGUCGAUCGCCAUUUAAUCCAUGGGGGCUAAAGUUCUUAUGCUGAUCACCGUGGCCAUGGCCAUGCUCGGGAUGGUGCUCGGCGCAAGUCACACAGUGGGCGCGCCGGCCGGAUCAUGGGACCUGCAAACCAACUACACCCUGUGGGCUUCGAGAACUAGGUUCACCACCGGCGAUGAGCUCCAGUUUCAGUACUCCACCACCGUGCACAAUGUGGUGGAGGUGAGAAAGGCUGGGUACGACUCCUGCAACAGCUCCAGCCCCAUCGCGACGUUCUUGACCGGCAAAGAUGUCGUCCCACUUGCAGCCAUUGGGACGCGGUACUUCAUCUGCGGCGUUCCAGGGCAUUGCGUUGCUGGUAUGAAGGUUCAAGUCAAUGUGAAGUCGAAGGCAGUGCGGACAGUACAACGGUGCCGAGGGACGGGGAAGCGGCUUCGGUGCCGGUCCGAGACUGUAUUAAGCUCGGCCACAACAGGUGGCAUUGAUCAGUUUGCGGUGGCGCGGCUAGCUUUGAAUUGUCAUUUACCUCGCAAAUGUUAUAACCUCUCCAAGGCGGACCUUGUGUACUUAGUGGUAGUGUUUGGACGUAAGUACCAGGUUCAAGCCAAUGUGCCCAAGCUAUAUGACAACGGCGAGGCGCCCUUACCCUGCAGACUAUGCAACUUUUGA